Insectozyma verbasci is the source of this 1140-nucleotide messenger RNA. Lineage: Eukaryota; Fungi; Ascomycota; Pichiomycetes; Serinales; Debaryomycetaceae. The record is from the annotation of a GenBank genome assembly.
AUGUCAAAACCAAAGGUUAAACAGCAACCAUCAACUACCAAGAAACCAAGUAGAAGUAAGCAAGCAUCUGUAUCUAUUUGUAUACCUUCAAGUGUAAUAUCAUCCAAAAAUGCAUAUAAUUUACAGCAACAAACUUCAAUUGUAUAUCAAAUUGUAAAAGCAUGUACAAUAUAUAAUGUUUCAGAAGUUAUAAUUUUAAAUAUACCAGAUAUAAAUGAAGAAAAACAAGAAAAUGUGGAACAAACUAUAAAUGGUAAUAAAAAAGUUGUAUUCAAUGGAGAAAAAGUAGAAACAAAAUUAGAAACAAAGAAAUCAACGUUAAACGAUGAUACUUUAUUAUUAGCUAGUUUAUUACAAUUUUUUAUAACACCACCAUAUUUAAUUAAAACCAUGUUUUCAAAUAAAUCAAAUUCAAAUUUUACCAAAAUAUUACCAAAAUUUAAAUAUGCAUUAAAAUUACCAAAAAUAACGACACUACCAUUUAUGCAAAAUAAUGAAGUAUAUAAAAAUUUCAAAGAGGGAUUAAUUAUAGCAAAAAAAACACCUAAAAUUAAAAAGAAAAAUGAGAUAAUUAAACCAGAAAGAAAACUAACAGUUAGUAAAUAUGUCAAUAUAGGAGAAUCGAAGCCAAUAAAAUUAAAUAUAAAAAGAGAAAUACCUAUAUAUUCAAGAGUAACAAUUGAUAUUAAAAAUAAGACAAUUGUAUCGCCAAUUGAAGCAUAUGGUUAUAAUGGCUAUAAAUCAUCAUUUGGUUAUAAUGUUAGAAUAGUUGACGAAUUUAAUAAACUUUUCACCCAAUCUCCAAUUAAAGAAGGAUAUUCAAAAACAUUAUUUAUAAAUUGUGAUGAUUAUUUUGAGAAUAAAAACAACAGAACAAAAAUUAAUGAGUUAGACGAGUUUAAUUGUCAAGAAUUUAAAAAUAAGACUAUUACAACUACUAAUGAUAACAAAAAUAAUAAUGAUAACCUAUUAUUAUUAAUUGGAAAUUUAAAUGAUUUUGAAAUAAAUUUUAACAAUGAUUCAUCAACUAUGUUUAAAGAUUUAAAUAUUGUACAAUUAAUUGAUAAUAAAUUAACUAUACCAAAAGGAUGUAAAAUUGAAGAUGGUUUAUUAAUCUGUUUAACAAGAUUAUUAUUAUAA